AUGGCCUUUGACCGCAGCACGUUUGAUACUGCUUCCGCUCCAUCAACACUCGCCCUGAAAAACAGCAGGCUAUCAUCCGCGAAUAAAAGGCUGCAGCACGCGGGCCAGCACGGCACGGCCCGUAUAAUAAUCGUGCCUUGGCGGGCCGGGCCGUGCCAGACACGAUUAGGAUGGGCCGUGCCGGGGCGGCCCGUUUGGCCAGCUAUAGGCCUCACGGCGCUCACCCCACUCCUCUUCCUUUCCCCUCACUUUUCUGCGGUGAGGCACCCUGCCCCGGCUCGCGCGAGCUCCGCCAUUCCUCCCGCUUUCACUAUCGUCCCGCCCUCCGGCGUACUCUACUCCCGCAGCUCCGCACUCCGCUCCUCCUCGACCUUGCGGACGCUCCUCCGACGGUCGCGACCGUGCAUCCGACGCCGCCGGGGCGGCGCGAUCUCCCGCCCUGAGAGGGGCAGAAAACGGACGGUGAAGCAAGAAGAAAUACUCGGGGGAGGCGCAGGACCAGAGGCGGAAGGCGAGAAGGGGAGUGCCAAGGCGACGACGAAGGCGACCACGAGCCACGCCGACCCCCCUGCGGCUCGCUGCCCGCGCCGCGUCCCCCUAGGCCGCCGCCGCCUUUGCAGUGCCGCAUGGUCUUCACCGUCGGCACCUCCAUCGCCUCCGUCCUCACGUCGUGGGCAGUGUCCAAAAUGUCUGAGGCAAGGAAGGAAAGUGAUGGUCAGGGUUUACAAGCAAACCAAGAGGGUGUACGAGGAGCAGAGGCACACUCACUACAGAAACAGAACCCAACUAUGAUUGGCUACAAGCGUAUGCGCACUAAAGGAAUAAUUUGUCAUGGGAGUCGCCCGUCAGACAUAGACAGCAAUGUCAGUGCACAAGAUGAUGAGUAAGAAGGCAAGGAGGUCACAGAGGAGGGUGAAUCAAAGCCAAAACGCCGAAAAACAUGCAGAAAUGAGGGUCGCAGGAACAGGGCAUCACUAGCAAGGUUGUUCAAACUAAACAAAGAUUUAGUGCAAUUUCAGAAGGACGAGGUAAUUCGAAUUGAGUUUGGAGGUUUGUUGCAGAUUGCAGCAUGUAGCAUGCCAGAAGACUUAAGUUAGUGGGUUAUGAAGCAUUACGACCUCGAAAUUUCCCAACUUGUCAUCAUAGAGAGGGGCAAGAUUCCAGUAGAUGCAGCAAGUGUUCACAGGAUAUGGGGUCUACCAAACAGGGGGAGGAAGGUUUGCUACGAGAAUAGAGCAGAUUACUCAUCCAAAAUGUACAAAAUCUUCAAGAUCAAUACGAAAGGCUCACCAACACUAACAUCUUGGUAAUCAAGGAUAUGGCUGGGGCAGCAAAUAACAAUUUCCUACGUGCUUGGUUGGCAGUCGCCUUCUCAUGUUUCCUUGCUCCUACCACAAGUUUGAACAUAUCCCCACGGCGUUUUCCUGCUGUGAUGCAUGUGGAUGCGAUAACGAAGACGA
Molecule: messenger RNA, 1460 nt
Organism: Triticum aestivum (bread wheat)
Lineage: Eukaryota; Viridiplantae; Streptophyta; Magnoliopsida; Poales; Poaceae
Exons: 6
Coding region: 1-792 (263 amino acids)
Source: RefSeq, a predicted model, not a curated record